Dendrobium catenatum is the source of this 1251-nucleotide messenger RNA. RefSeq lists its product as uncharacterized. Gene Ontology annotation, molecular function: catalytic activity. The record is from RefSeq and is a predicted model, not a curated record. The transcript has a single exon. Bases 1 to 1251 code for a protein of 416 amino acids. Lineage: Eukaryota; Viridiplantae; Streptophyta; Magnoliopsida; Asparagales; Orchidaceae.
AUGGAGUCCUUUAGCAGGAAAGAGGUGGAUAAAAUGGUAGGGAAAGACUGGGAGUUUAUUUUUGAGCCGGCUAUUGGUAAUGCUGGAGGCAUUUUAGUUUUAUGGAAAAAUGCCUUUAUCUCCUUUCACUCUUUCUUUAAAACAAAUCAGUGUAUCAUGGGGAAGGUUUGUGGAGUUAAUGGUUUGAGUUUGGAGGUGGCUGUUGUUUAUGCUAAUAAAGACAGAUAUAUAAGGAACCAAGUUUGGGAAGAUAUUUCCAAAACUCAUAAUAUGGAUGCUCCCUUGUUAGUUGGGGGUGAUUUCAAUUGCAUUAUGUCUCAAGAGGAUAAGAAGGGUGGAAAAGCUUUUCAUUUUUCUGGGGCUGCAGGUGAUAUGGGAAAUUUCAUGGCAGCUAAUGGCUUGGUUGAUCCAGGUUUUUUGGGUCCAGCUUAUACAUGGACAAAUAACAAAGAUGCGAGAAGUAGGAUUUUUUCAAGAUUGGAUCAUUUUCUUAUUAGCUCCUCUAUUUUGGAUUCCUUCCAAGGAUUAAAGGUACGACACCUUACUAGACUUGCUUCUGAUCAUUGCCCAAUUCUAUGUUCCUUUCAAAGUGAAGUGAGGAGAUCUUAUUCUCAUUGGAUAAAAUUUGAAGAUGUGUGGGCUAGCUUACCUAAAGCUUGGCAACUGGUUUGGGAUAAAUGGAAAGUAGAUGAUGAGGGAAAUGAGGCUUGUAAGCUAAAUAAGAAGUGUCAAAGAACUUUGAAGGCUCUAUUUUUUUGGAGUAAAAACAAAGUUAAAAUGUUAAAUCAAUUGAAAGAGGAGCUUGACAAGGAGAUUAAGGAGUUGCAGGAAUUGGAGUGUUUGCCAAGUGGUUUGACUGUUAUUCAAGAGGAAGCUUUGAAAUAUAAAGUUCAGUUGCUUAACAGUACUCUGGCUCGUUUAAUGUUGUGGUGGAAGCAACGAGCAAAAGUUAGAUGGAUUGAAGAGGGAGAUGGCAAUACACGUUUCUUCCAUUCUAUGGCUUCUGCAAGGAGGAGGACAAAUAGUAUUAAUUCUUUGAAACUAUCUGAUGGUAAUGUGGUUUCUGAGCAAAGUGAGAUUAUGAAGGGUAUGCAUGAGUUCUUUGAACAUAAAUGGAAGGGACAAGGUAUUAUCAAACAUGGCUGGCCUUCUUUUGAGCUGCAAAGGGAUUUCUUGUCACAUUUUUUUGGGAUGCUGGACAGUGAAAUUUCCAGAGAGAAAAUAUGGGAGGUUGUAAAAUCUUUUGGCUGA